GUGCCGUGCAGUUAGAUGCGUCGGAGCGCGCCGGUAGUCCAGACUCCAGACGCCGUCCAGCCGUCCCGUCGGGCAGGGAGCGGGUGGCUGCAGGGCGCGCCCUGCGGGUAAAGAUGUCAGAAGCAGAAAAAGACCUGGUGGCUAAGAUGCUGCGAGCGGUACUGCAGUCAAGCAAAGAUGGUGUGGCUUUCACAAGACUGCAGGAUGAAUAUAAGCAACUCACAGGUGAAGUGAUCCCUCAUAAACAGCUUGGAUUUCCCACCCUUGAGAACUACUUGAAAAGCAUCCCCUCGGUUGUGAGGUGCAGAGUUAAUAAAAAUGGAGAGGUGAUUUGCUUUGCUACUGUAAACAAUGAUACUGCACAUAUUGCUAAAUUAGUAGCUCGCCAGAGAAGUCCUAAGAAGAAACAUGGUGAACAAACAUUGGUAAAUUCGCAAUUACGAUUAAAACGUGCCUUACCAGCCAUGCAAGUAGGAAAACCUAAAGAAACAUUAAGACAACCAGAUUACUCUAACCAGCCAGGAAAGGGGACCUGGAAGACGAAUAGUGUUACAAGAGGAAAAGGAAGCAUGCAAGGAACAAUGGCUGGCUUGGGAAGAGAGGUGCCUUCAGAUUUCAAAGUACAUGCAACAGUUUUCAGUGUACCCAAGGAUACUUCAAUUCGUAAGCCUCUAUCUGCUGCCAUCAAUAGGUCUGAAAAAAAACCGGCUAUGACAUUUCCCCCAAGAUUUCAAAAGGAGCAACAAGUGUAUUUGGCAAGAAAAAGUUCAAGUGAUCAAAAUGUUGUUUGGAGCAAUACCGUGGAUACGCAAAAAUAUGAUUCAUCUGCUCUUCAGUCAAACUACAAUAGUGAGUUGGUGCAGUCGCGACUGAAGGAAAUCUUAUGCAAAUAUACCAAUGGAAUUUGGUUCUCAAAACUGCCACAGUUGUACAGAAAAAUGUUCAAUGAGGAUCUCCAGCAAGAAGUUUUAAAGCAGUUAGAACAUUGGACCCAUGUGUGCACAGUUGAAAAGUCAGGUAGUUUGACAGAACUGCUGCUUUAUCCUCCAAAGAGUGGCCAACAGCAAAGGAAGGUUGUUUUCAACCAGAAAGCAACUGACAAGAAGCAGGAACCAUCAAUUACUAAUAAAACUGGAGCUCAUGGAAGAAAACCAGUUUCAGUUAAAAGCCAAGUGAUAAAGGAUACAGAAGUGAAGCAAAAAGUCAUUCAGCUAUUGCAAAAAUACAGCAGUGGUCUCUGGGCCAACGCACUUCCAAAAUUGUUUGAAGAAACUUACAAGAUGCAGUUCCCUCAGAAUAUCUUGGAUGAUCUUGAUUGUUUGUCUGAUAUUUGUUCUGUGGACUAUGCAGUGUCAGGUGAUCGCAAAAAGGCAAUUCUCUAUGCAAAAACGGUAAAUACUGAUGAGCAAAAUGACAAAGCCAAAGAGACACUUUCUCCUGUGGUGACACCCACCGCAUUGGUGAAACCGGAACCAAAAGAAGUAAUUAAUGAGGAGCACACAGUUGUAGGGGUUCGUUCCAACAAAGCCUGUUUGAACACUGAUCAACUGACAUUAUCUGACAAUGAAGUAACUCAGAUUGCUAAUGAACUCUCAUCAAGUUGCUCGAUGCAGCCUGUUCCUCCCUCACUUCGCAUUCCAGCAGAGCAAUUCCCAUCUGUACUGGUAGUGGAGCUUCAUAAUACUGUUGAAGCUGUUAUCAGGUACAUUGGGCCGGAGUAUUCUGGAGCUCUCGAGCACAUGGAAGACUCCAUGAAAGAACACUACACUUACACAGCUGACCUGAUGCCGUUAAGUUCACUCAAUAUCGGGCAGCUUGUGGCUGUAGGUGCUGAAGAGGACUCCUGGUUAAGAGCGCAGAUUGUUACUGUGGAAGCAGAAAAAGUCAAGGUGUUCUUUGUGGAUCAUGGGUUUAAUGAGAUGGUUGACAAGGCAAAAUUAUACAAAUUAGAUCAAAGAUUUUGCUCCUUGAGCUUUCAGGCCUCAAAAUGCAAACUGGCAGGUCUUGAAGCAUUCUGCAAAGAGCCAUGUGUAUUGGAAUCUUUUGAACUCUUAGCCAGUGGAAAGAUAUUGCUGAUGGAAAUCUUAGAAAGGAGUGAGAUUCCACUUGUUCUUUUGUAUGAUACUUCAGGGGAUGAUGAUUUUAAUAUUAAUGCUGCAUGUCUGAAGGCUUUGUAUGACAAGACACUUGAAGUGAAUUUGAAGGAAAAUGGUGUGUACCUUAAUGUGGUAGUUACCAAUGUCUGUUCAGAUGGGACCAUCUACUGUCAAGUACCUUCGAAGGGUUGGAACCAGCUCAGUGCCUUACUUGAAAAAGUUGAACAAUAUUUCAACUACCGUUGUUUGGGACCAUGCUACGAUAAAGGCUCUUCAUCCUUGCUUGAGCACUACCAGCAACUCACAUCAGAAUAUUUCGUCUCAUUACCUUUUUGUGGUAAGCGUUGUUUAGCACGAUGGCGAGGAAAGUGGGCACGAGUAGAGAUUACCAAUGUACAUGGUGCUCGAGUUGUGGAUAUUAUAUUUUUGGACAUUGGAGUAGUUGCAUCUGUUGCUGUAUCAGAACUAAGGGAAAUUCCACCCCCAUUUCUCAAGGACUCUAUUUCCAUACCACCUCAGGCUAUUAAAUGCUGCUUGGCAGACCUCACAUUUAACAUUGGCAUGUGGACACCUGAUGCAGUAAUGUGGCUUAGGGAUACUGUAUUAAAUUGCUCUGACUGCAGCAUUAAGAUUGUGAAAGUUGAUAAUGCCAGAGGACUAGUUCACAUUUACUUGUUUACUUCAAAAAAUUUCCCGAAUCCUGAACGUAGUAUCAAUCAUAAAAUAACCAAUGGAGAUCUGUGGAAGCAUAGGAAAGACGUUUACCUGGGUGUCGAACGAAGUUCUUCUGGUUUCCCAAGCAAUAAAGGUGAUGCAAACAUUGCAUCAGAAUUUGAACCAAAAGGCCCAGCAAAGGAAUUGGGAAUUGCACCAAUCAAAAUGGUUGCGCCACAAAUUACAAGCAACGCCUUUCCACCUCCUUUCGCUUUGCCACAACCUGGAGAGCACAUGGAUGUCUUCAUUUCAGUAGCUUGUCAUCCAGGCCACUUUGUUUUCCAGCCUUGGCAGGAACUGUAUAAGUUAGAGGUUCUUAUGGAAGAAAUGGUCCUUUAUUACAACAGUAUUGAGUGGCAGACUGUGCCAUUGGAAAAGAACAAAAUAUUUGUUGCUCAGCUGGAUAACAAGUGGUAUCGUGUGCUGCUGAAAGGGAUUCUUACAAAUGGUUUGGUGUCUGUGUAUCAAUUGGAUUAUGGCCGGCAUGAGCUGGUGAGCUGUAGGAAGGUGCAGGCACUGGUGUCACAAUUCCGUCAAUUGCCUUUCCAAGCCAUUACUGCACAAUUGGCAGGUGUGAAAUGUGAACAAUGGUCAGAGGAAGCUUCGAUUGUCUUCCGGAACCAUGUUGAGAGGAAGCCUCUCGUGGCCCAAAUACAGACUGUUCAGGGGAAUGUAAAUUCCUGGGAUCGGAAAGUAGUGACUUACCUGGUGGAUACAUCUCUUCCUGAUACAGAUGUCUGGAUACAUGAUCUGCUGACAGAAUAUCUUGCAGAGCUGUCAAAUAUUGCAUAAUCAUUGAUUACCUUAACACUUUCAAAGUUUAAUUUCUGACCAUUAGCAAUAAUUGAUGUGAGAGCACAACACAUAAUCUAGUUUGCUGUUAUUUACAAAGGGUUCAAAGGAAUUUGAAUGGUACGUUGGUGAUAUAAAAAGAUUUGAAAGCCUCAUGCUUUUACUGUAAAAAUACAUAACAGAAUGAUUUGUUUGUUCUUUGGACUACUGAAGAAAUUUGUUUAUUGGAAAAUGUGCCAUUGGUUUGCCAUCCGCCUUUGCCUUUGGUCGUGUAUUUGACAUGAAGAGUUGCGUAGGAAUAAAGAAACCAAUUAACCAA
This is a messenger RNA of Hypanus sabinus (Atlantic stingray), 3921 nucleotides long. RefSeq names its product tudor domain-containing protein 7-like. The record is from RefSeq and is a predicted model, not a curated record. The coding region runs from base 114 to 3602 and encodes 1162 amino acids. Gene Ontology annotation, biological process: spermatogenesis; lens morphogenesis in camera-type eye; lens fiber cell differentiation. The transcript has 18 exons. NCBI's taxonomy places the organism in Eukaryota, Metazoa, Chordata, Chondrichthyes, Myliobatiformes, Dasyatidae.